Tripterygium wilfordii is the source of this 781-nucleotide messenger RNA. Its product is annotated as photosystem I reaction center subunit N, chloroplastic-like. NCBI's taxonomy places the organism in Eukaryota, Viridiplantae, Streptophyta, Magnoliopsida, Celastrales, Celastraceae. Bases 165 to 662 code for a protein of 165 amino acids. The record is from RefSeq and is a predicted model, not a curated record. Gene Ontology annotation, biological process: photosynthesis. The transcript is spliced from 3 exons. Gene Ontology annotation, cellular component: chloroplast photosystem I.
UCUUUGCCAAUAGGAGUGAGGAAAUCUCACCUUAUCCACACUCCCUCCACGAACCUUAAUAAGAUUCAUAUCAUCCGCCAUGACUCCUUAUCCAAUAUCCACACCCACCAAAAACAACACAGACAGAGAGAAUAGUAGUUUUUGCCCCAAAAUUAUCAGCAAAAAUGGCAGCUAUGAACUCUAGUGUUUUGGCAUGUAACUAUGCCAUCUCAGGCACUGAACUUAACAGCAAAGUUGCUUCCCUGCCUUCAAUUGCAACCCCAGUUAAAGCAACAAACAAAUUGCCUGUGAUCAGGGCACAACAGACCAAAGAAUCACAAAGCAAUGAAGGAAGAAGAGCUGCAAUGCUUUAUUUGGCAGCAACACUUUUCACCACAGCUGCUGCUACUACCUCUGCUAAUGCUUGGGUCAUCGAAGACUACCUUGAAAAGAGCAAAGCCAACAAGGAAUUGAAUGACAAGAAGAGGCUGGCAACAAGUGGUGCAAACUUUGCAAGGGCGUUCACUGUUCAAUUUGGAUCCUGCAAGUUCCCUGAGAACUUCACUGGCUGCCAAGAUCUUGCCAAGCAAAAGAAAGUACCAUUUCUUUCUGAAGACUUGGACUUGGAAUGUGAAGGGAAAGACAAAUUCAAGUGUGGCUCCAAUGUAUUCUGGAAAUGGUGAAGAAUCCAAACUACUACUCCCUGUAUUUCACUUGUCUUUAUACCUUUCAUAAUAUGUAUCUAGUCUUCCAUUGAAGGAACUUUACAUCAAUUUCUAGUGUGCUAUGUUCAUUCUGCAUC